CCGCUAAGCCACGCCGGGUACUCCACCGCGGCACCACGGUUUGAGGCUCCGUCGACUGAACCACCAUCGCGAAGACCUUCUCUCACCGUCAACUCAUACACGGGCUUCCUUUCACCAGACUCAAGUGAGAACGGAAUUCCUGUCAACGUCUCAUCCGCUCAAUCCUUCCUUGCCCUACGAUUCUCGUGCGCCUCUAAUAUCUGGUACGGUCCGCCCGUCAAUGCGCACGAAACAAGCCCAAUGCUGGCUGAGCCGCGCACCACACACGCCAGGCCUGCCAAUUCUCUCGUCUUCAUCCGAAUUAUUGAAACAGCGUCACUCUCCCUUUUCUCCUUCAAAACCCUGAGUUUGCCCAACUUUCCCAGCGCGGGACAGCACGUCCAAUCCUUGGCUUGA
Molecule: messenger RNA, 396 nt
Organism: Colletotrichum orchidophilum
Lineage: Eukaryota; Fungi; Ascomycota; Sordariomycetes; Glomerellales; Glomerellaceae
Exons: 1
Source: RefSeq, a predicted model, not a curated record